AUGGACGUGUUUCUCAUGAUCCGGCGCCACAAGACCACUAUCUUCACGGAUGCCAAGGAGUCAACUACCAUAAUCGAGCUGAAGCACAUCAUUGAGAGGAUCCUUAAGCGGCCAGCGGAUGAGCAGCGGCUGUACAAGGACGACCAGCUCCUUGAUGAUGGGAAAACUCUGGGUGAGUGUGGCUUCACUUACCUGACAGCAGAGCCACAGGCCCCAGCCACAGUGGGCCUGGCCUUCCAAGAGGAUGAUGCCUUCGAAGCCCUGCACAUUGAGCCCUUCUCCAGCCCUCCAGAGCGUCCAUAUGUGAUGAAGCCACAGGAUUCUUGA
Chionomys nivalis (European snow vole) is the source of this 327-nucleotide messenger RNA. RefSeq names its product elongin-B-like. The record is from RefSeq and is a predicted model, not a curated record. Lineage: Eukaryota; Metazoa; Chordata; Mammalia; Rodentia; Cricetidae. Gene Ontology annotation, cellular component: elongin complex; VCB complex. The transcript has a single exon. Gene Ontology annotation, molecular function: protein binding. Gene Ontology annotation, biological process: transcription elongation by RNA polymerase II. The coding region runs from base 1 to 327 and encodes 108 amino acids.